Nomascus leucogenys (northern white-cheeked gibbon) is the source of this 1563-nucleotide messenger RNA. Its product is annotated as keratin, type I cytoskeletal 17-like. NCBI's taxonomy places the organism in Eukaryota, Metazoa, Chordata, Mammalia, Primates, Hylobatidae. Gene Ontology annotation, molecular function: structural molecule activity. Gene Ontology annotation, cellular component: keratin filament. The record is from RefSeq and is a predicted model, not a curated record.
UGGAAACAGAGGAGCAAGCCUGUUGUAAUCGCUACGCCCACUUGGUGGCCUAUAAAGGAAGCAUGUGAACCCCGGCAGCCCUACACAACUUGGGGCCCCUCUCCUCUCCAGCCCUUCUCCUGUGUGCCUGCCUCCUGCUGCCGCCACCAUGACCACCACCAUCUGCCAGUUCACCUCCUCCAGCUCCAUCAAGGGCUCCUCCGGCCUGGGGGGCGGCUCCUCCCGCACCUCCUGCCGGCUGUCUGGUGGCGUGGGUGCCGGCUCCUGCAGGCUGGGAUCUGCUGGCAGCCUGGGCAGCGCCCUCGGGGGUAGCAGCUACUCCAGCUGCUACAGCUUUGGCUCUGGCGGUGGCUAUGGCAGCAGCUUUGGGGGUAUUGAUGGGCUGCUGGCCGGAGGUGAGAAGGCCACCAUGCAGAACCUCAAUGACGGCCUGGCCUCCUACCUGGACAAGGUGUGCGCCCUGGAGGAGGCCAGCACUGAGCUGGAGGUGAAGAUCUGUGACUGGUACCAGCGGCAGGCCCCGGGGCCUGCCUGUGACUACAGCCAGUACUACAGGACAAUCGAGGAGCUGCAGAACAAGAUCCUCACAGCCACCGUGGAUAAUGCCAACAUCCUGCUACAGAUUGACAAUGCCCAUCUGGCUACUGCUGACUUCCGCCCCAAGUUUGAGACAGAGCAGGCCCUGCGCCUGAGUGUGGAGGCCGACAUCAAUGGCCUGCACAGGGUGCUGGAUGAGCUGACCCUGGCCAGAGCCGACCUGGAGAUGCACAUUGAGAACCUCAAGGAGGAGCUGGCCUACCUGAAGGAGAACCACGAGGAGGAGAUGAACGCCCUGUGAGGCCAGGUGGGCGGUGAGAUCAACGUGGAGCUGGACGCUGCCCCAGGCGUGGACCUGAGCCGCAUCCUGAAUGAGAUGCAUGACCAGUAUGAAGAGAUGGCAGACAAGAACCGCAAGGAUGCCGAGGAUUGGUUCUUCAGCAAGACAGAGGAGCUGGACUGCGAGGUGGCUACCAACAGCGAGCUGGUGCAGAGUGGCAAGAGCGAGAUUUUGGAGCUCCGGCGCACCAUGCAGGCCUUGGAGAUCGAGCUGCAGUCCCAGCUCAACAUGAAAGCAUCCCUGGAGGGCAACCUGGCAGAGACAGAGAACCGCUACUGCAUGCAGCUGUCCCAGAUCCAGGGGCUGAUCAGCAGCGUGGAGAAGCAGCUGGCCCAGCUUCGCUGCGAGAUGGAGCAGCAGAACGGGGAAUACAAGAUCCUCCUGGACGUGAAUACGUGGCUGGAGCAGGAGAUCGCCACCUACCGCCACCUGCUGGAGGGCGAGGAUGCCCAGCUGACUCAGUACAAGAAAGAACAUAAGCAUCUUCCGGUGACCACCCGUCAGGUGUGUAGCAUUGUGGAAGAGGUCCAGGAUGGCAAGGUCAUCUCCUCCCGCGAGCAGGUCCACCAGACCACCCGCUGAGGACUCAGCUUCCCCGGCCAGCCCCCCAAGAGGCAGGGAGGCAGCUGCCCCAUCUGCCCCAAAGUCUUCGGCCUCUCCAGCCUCAGCCCCCUGCUUCAGUCCUU